This is a messenger RNA of Erinaceus europaeus (western European hedgehog), 5482 nucleotides long. RefSeq names its product collagen type III alpha 1 chain (gene COL3A1). The record is from RefSeq and is a predicted model, not a curated record. The coding region runs from base 118 to 4503 and encodes 1461 amino acids. Gene Ontology annotation, molecular function: protein binding; extracellular matrix structural constituent. NCBI's taxonomy places the organism in Eukaryota, Metazoa, Chordata, Mammalia, Eulipotyphla, Erinaceidae. The transcript has 51 exons.
UGAGUUUUAUGACGGGCCCGGUGCUGAAAGGCAGGGAACAACUAACUGAUGGUGCUACUUUGAACUGCUUUUCCUUGCUCCUUUUUGCACAGAGAGUCUCAUGUCUGAUAUUUAGACAUGAUGAGCUUUGUGCAAAAGGGGAUCUGGCUACUUCUUGCUCUGCUUCAUCCCACAGUUAUUUUGGCCCAGCAGGAAGCUGUUGAUGGAGGAUGCUCCCAUCUCGGUCAGUCCUAUGCAGAUAGAGAUGUCUGGAAGCCAGAACCCUGUCAAAUAUGCGUCUGUGACUCAGGAUCUGUUCUCUGUGAUGACAUAAUAUGUGAUGAACAAGAAUUAGACUGUCCCAACCCCGAGAUUCCAUUUGGAGAAUGUUGUGCAGUUUGCCCUCAGCCUCCAACAGCUCCUACUCGAGUUCCUAAUGGUCAAGGACCGCAAGGCCCCAAGGGAGAUCCUGGUCCUCCUGGCAUUCCUGGGAGAAAUGGUGAUCCUGGCAUUCCAGGACAACCAGGAUCCCCUGGUUCUCCUGGCCCCCCUGGAAUCUGUGAAUCAUGCCCAACCGGUGGCCAGAACUAUUCUCCCCAGUUUGAUUCAUAUGAUGUCAAGUCUGGAGGAGCAGCACUUGGCGGAGGCUACCCGGGGCCUGCUGGUCCUCCUGGCCCUCCUGGUCCCCCUGGUGCAUCUGGUCACCCCGGCUCCCCUGGUUCUCCGGGAUACCAAGGUCCCCCUGGUGAGCCUGGACAAGCUGGUCCUUCAGGUCCUCCAGGACCCCCUGGUGCUAUAGGUCCAUCUGGUCCUGCAGGAAAAGAUGGGGAAUCUGGGAGACCUGGACGCCCUGGAGAACGAGGAAUACCCGGACCCCCAGGUAUCAAAGGUCCAGCAGGCAUUCCUGGAUUCCCUGGUAUGAAAGGACACCGAGGCUUCGAUGGACGAAAUGGAGAAAAGGGAGAGACAGGUGCUCCUGGAUUAAAGGGUGAAAAUGGUCUUCCAGGUGAAAAUGGAUCUCCAGGACCUAUGGGUCCAAGAGGGGCUCCUGGUGAGAGAGGACGACCAGGACUUCCAGGAGCUGCAGGGUCCCGAGGUAAUGAUGGUGCUCGAGGAAGUGAUGGCCAGCCAGGUCCCCCUGGUCCCCCUGGAACUGCAGGAUUCCCUGGUUCUCCUGGUGCUAAGGGUGAAGUCGGACCUGCUGGGUCUCCUGGUUCAAGUGGUUCCCCAGGACAAAGAGGAGAACCUGGACCUCAAGGUCAUGCUGGUGCUCAAGGUCCUCCUGGCCCUCCCGGGAAUAACGGCAGCCCUGGUGGUAAAGGUGAAAUGGGUCCUGCUGGCAUUCCUGGAGCUCCUGGGCUUUUGGGACCCCGAGGUCCACCGGGACCACCCGGGACCAAUGGUGCACCUGGACAGAGAGGUGGUGCAGGUGAGCCUGGUAAGAACGGUGCCAAAGGAGAGCCAGGGCCACGUGGUGAACGCGGUGAAGCUGGUACUCCAGGAGCUGCAGGACCCAAGGGUGAAGAUGGCAAAGAUGGUUCUCCUGGAGAACCUGGCGCAAAUGGAAUUCCAGGAGCUGCAGGAGAAAGGGGUGCACCUGGAUUCCGAGGAGCUCCCGGUGCUAAUGGCCUUCCAGGAGAAAAGGGUCCCGCUGGAGAGCGUGGUGGUGUCGGCCCAGCAGGACCAAGAGGAGCUGCUGGAGAACCCGGCAGAGACGGUCUCCCUGGAGGUCCAGGAAUCAGGGGUAUGCCUGGAAGCCCAGGAGGACCAGGCAAUGAUGGAAAGCCAGGACCUCCAGGAAGUCAAGGAGAAAGUGGUAGACCAGGUCCCCCAGGCCCAUCGGGUCCCAGAGGACAGCCUGGUGUCAUGGGUUUCCCUGGUCCUAAAGGAAAUGAUGGUGCUCCUGGCAAGAAUGGAGAAAGAGGUGGCCCUGGAGGUCCAGGGCCUCAGGGUCCUGCUGGAAAGAAUGGUGAAACUGGACCUCAGGGGCCCCCAGGACCUACUGGACCAGCUGGUGACAAAGGAGAGUCCGGAGCCCCUGGUCUGCCAGGACCACAAGGCUUGCCUGGAACCAACGGUCCUCCUGGAGAAAAUGGAAAGCCUGGUGAACCAGGUCCAAAAGGUGAAGCUGGCACGCCUGGAUCUCCAGGAGGCAAGGGUGAUGCUGGUGCCCCUGGUGAACGUGGGGCUCCCGGAGGAAUGGGACCACCCGGUCUUAGAGGUGGAGCUGGUCCCCCAGGUCCUGAAGGAGGAAAAGGCCCUGCAGGACCCCCUGGCUUACCCGGUAAUGCUGGUCCCCCUGGUCUGCAAGGGAUGCCAGGAGAAAGAGGAGGCCCUGGAGGUCCUGGACCAAAGGGUGAAAAGGGCGAGCCAGGUGGUUCUGGUACUGAUGGUGCCCCUGGAAAAGAUGGCCCCAGGGGUCCUACUGGUCCCAUUGGUCCCCCUGGCCCAGCUGGUCCUCCUGGAGAUAAGGGUGAAGGUGGUGCUCCAGGACUUCCUGGUAUAGCUGGUCCUCGCGGUGGUCCUGGUGAGAGAGGUGAACAUGGGCCUCCAGGACCCGCAGGCUUCCCUGGUGCUCCUGGACAGAAUGGUGAGCCUGGUACCAAGGGAGAAAGAGGCGCUCCUGGGGAGAAGGGUGAAGGAGGAGCUCCUGGAAUAGCAGGCCCCCCUGGCGGUGCUGGGCCAGCGGGUCCUCCUGGUCCCCAAGGUGUAAAGGGUGAACGUGGCAGCCCAGGUGGUCCCGGUGCUGCUGGCUUCCCUGGUGCCCGCGGUCUUCCUGGUCCUCCCGGCAAUAAUGGUAACCCAGGACCGCCAGGCUCCGGAGGUCCGCCAGGCAAAGAUGGGCCCGCAGGACCUCCUGGUAGCAACGGUGCCCCGGGCAGCCCCGGGUCGUCGGGACCCAAGGGCGAUGCUGGUCAACCAGGUGAAAAGGGCUCACCCGGUGCCCAAGGCCCUCCCGGAGCUCCAGGCCCAUCUGGAAUCGUGGGAAUUCCAGGCGCACGGGGUCUCGCUGGAGCGUCGGGCUUGCCGGGUGCCAGGGGAAGUCCGGGUCCACAGGGUGUCAAGGGAGAGCCUGGAAAACCAGGACCUAGUGGUCACAACGGAGAGCGUGGUCCUCCCGGGCCCCAGGGCCUUCCUGGUCUUGCUGGUGCGGCUGGAGAACCUGGCAGAGAUGGAAACCCUGGAUCAGAUGGCCUCCCAGGUCGAGAUGGAUCUCCUGGUGGCAAGGGUGAUCGUGGGGAAAAUGGCUCUCCUGGUGCUCCUGGUGCCCCUGGUCACCCAGGCCCACCUGGGCCUGUUGGUCCUGCUGGGAAGAGUGGAGACAGAGGAGAAACUGGUCCUGCUGGCCCUGCUGGCCUUCCAGGUCCUGCUGGUACCCGCGGUGCCCCUGGUCCCCAAGGUCCACGCGGUGAUAAAGGAGAAACAGGUGAACGUGGUUCUAAUGGCAUCAAAGGACAUCGAGGGUUCCCUGGUAAUCCAGGUGCUCCUGGUUCUCCGGGUCCCGCUGGCCAUCAAGGUGCUAUCGGCAGCCCAGGACCUGCAGGCCCCAGAGGACCUGCUGGACCUGGUGGGCCCCCUGGCAAAGAUGGAACAAGUGGACAUCCAGGCCCCAUUGGUCCACCCGGACCUCGUGGGAACAGAGGAGAAAGAGGAUCUGAGGGCUCCCCUGGACACCCUGGACAGCCUGGCCCUCCCGGACCUCCUGGGGCCCCUGGCCCAUGCUGUGGUGGUGGGGUUUCUGCCAUCUCUGGCAUUGGUAGCGAGAAAGCUGGUUCGUAUUAUGGAGAUGAGCCAACAGAUUUCAAGAUCUACACCGAAGAGAUCAUGAGUUCACUCAAAUCAGUCAACGGACAGAUCGAAAACCUCAUCAGUCCUGAUGGUUCCCGUAAAAACCCAGCCAGGAACUGCCGAGACCUGAAAUUCUGUCAUCCUGAACUCAAGAGUGGAGAAUACUGGAUCGAUCCUAACCAAGGUUGCAAAAUGGAUGCCAUUAAAGUAUUCUGUAACAUGGAGACUGGGGAAACAUGUGUUCACGCCAGUCCUUCAAGCAUUCCACGUAAGAACUGGUGGACCAACUCUGAUGCAGAGAAGAAAUAUGUUUGGUUUGGAGAAACCAUGGAUGGAGGUUUCCAGGUUAGCUAUGGCAAUCUUGAGCUUCCUGAAGAUGUCCUUGAUGUCCAGCUGGCCUUCCUCAGACUCCUUUCUAGCCGGGCUUCCCAGAACAUCACCUAUCACUGCAGGAACAGCAUUGCAUACAUGGAUCACGCCAGUGGGAAUGUGAAAAUGGCUCUGAAGCUUAUGGGAUCAAACGAUGCUGAAUUCAAGGCCGAAGGAAACAGCAAAUUCACAUACACAGUUCUAGAGGAUGGUUGCACUAAACACACAGGAACGUGGGGCAAAACAGUCUUUGAAUACCGAACACGCAAGGCUAUGAGACUACCUAUUAUAGAUAUUGCACCUUAUGAUAUUGGUGGUCCCGAUCAAGAAUUUGGUGUGGACAUUGGCCCUGUUUGCUUUUUAUAAGCCAAACUGUUUGAAAACCCAGCAAAAAAAAAUUCCACACUCCAUAUGUGUUCCUCUUGUUCUAAUCUUAUCAACCAGUACAAGUGACCCACUAAAUUCCAGUUAUUUAUUUCCAAAUUUUUUGGAAAAAGUAUAAUUUGACCAAAAAGGAUACUUUUUGUUUUUUUAUUAUUAUUUUUUUUUUUGCUGUUCCACCAAAUACAGUUCAAAUGCUUUCUGUUCUAUUUUUUUACAAAUUCCAAUUUCAAAAUGUCUCAAUGGUGCUAUAAUAAAUAAACUUCAACACUCUUACAAUCACACUGUGUUACAUUCUUUGAAUUCCUGCCCAUAUGUAAAAAAAUGACUACACUUGUUAAAAAAUCAACUUUCUUUUUGAAAUAGUCAAAAUGAAUUAGGAAAAACAUCCCUGUUUCAACUACCUCAAGCUGACCAGAAACACAGGUAGAUUCUUUUAGUCUCAGAGAAAAGAAAAAUAUUGAUUUGUAUUAAUUGACAAUGCAUGGAUUAAAUUUUAUUAAUUGUUCAAAUAUUGGUAAAAUAAAUCAGAGGAGAGUAUGAGAAUACUACUAAAUAAUCUUCAAGGUCAUAACUAUUUUAAUCCUGGGUAUCAGCUAGUCUGAAAGGUGCUCUCUUUCCUCAUUAUUGCUGUCAAGAUUAUCAAUACUUUGAAGGCCAACACGUGUUAUGGUGCUAAUGGACUUUCAUAGUUAAAACUACAAGUCAGAAUUGCUUCCUCGCAUUCAAAACAGAAACACACCCCCCGCCUGUACAGGCCCCCUGGCAAAAAGUUUUAUUGCCAUUCACUUGAGAGGACUCUCCCCCUUUCUCUUGUAAAAGUCAACAACAACAACAACAAACUGAAAGGCUGCUUUUGUCAGAACAACACAGAGAAGGUGUUGCGAUUUAAUCUGUAAACUUGUAUGUGGUUGUUAGCCCUUUAUUCCUCUAGACACCCAUAAUAAAAUACCAUAACAAAGCA